AUGCAUCCGUCGUCGAUGAGUCCAUCGGGUAUCGCCAAGUCGUUCUUGCCGUCAAUGAGUCCAUCCGGAACGAUCAAGUCUUUUCUGCCGUGGCACCAACCAAAAGUAGCGGACGACGAAGACGACGGCGACGACGACACAAAAGACGUUCAGAACGAUGCCGGUGUCGACGAAGUGGACUCGGAAGACGUGCCGCAAUUCCCCAACGGCCUUUGGCAACAGCUCUGGUCUCGAAUGAAUCCGGCGGUCUGUUUGGCUCCGGAUACGGCUUGCACCGGUACCGUGAUGGGAGACGCAACGGCGAUUGACUUGGACCGGGAAGUGCCCAAACUUCUACGAGAUCUUAAACAGCCAGGCAACGAGCGAACGGAGGCACUGCAGCGACUUUACAAACUCUCCGAUCGACAGCGGAAAAACAAUCGGUACGUAAGAAUAGGGAAACCCCUCGGCGACUGCUCUACCACCAAGACCUCUAUUGUUUUGACCGUGAAACUCACAGUCCCCACUCUGCACAGUGUACCCAUUGUUGCCGUGGUUAAUUCCGAGCAAGAAAGUGUAUUCCAAGGACUCCAACCGUGCUUGUCACCACUGGCCAGUGAAGCUGAUCGUCGCCAGGCACUCCUCUUGCUCAACAAUCUAUGCAUUCCAAUGCAAAAUAAAGCAUUUAUACUGCUCGGGGAUCAGGCCGAUACGGUCUUGUCGAGUCUCAUGAUCAUCCUGCAAAACAAGCUGCCCGAAGCAUAUCUAGCUGCCGCGUGCUUGUUCAAUCUUUCGUACUUACCAGACGCCAAGAAAAUGUUGUUUUAUUACGCUCCGGUGGUGGCGCCCGAAAACAUGCGCUCCCGAAAUCGAUUCGACCGUGGCGACAGCACGGAACAAGGAGCCCAAGCCACACAGUCGCUCAUACUCUUUCGCGUCGUCGAAGAAAUGUGCAACGCCUACGCCCCCGCACUCGAGAAAAAGGAGCAUUCCGCGGAUACCGAAGCCAUUCGCUGGAGCAUCGCGUUCGUACGCAACCUCGCGACGGAGGCCGUCUUGGGCUCCACCAUUGCACACGACUCCGUCUUUCCGACCCUGGCCGUUCAGUAUCUCAAGUCGCACGCACCCGAGGACAUGGCCCGGUGGACCCAGCAUUCUAUGCCGGACGUGUGCCUCUCACUCAUCUGGCAUCUCGUGGUCUUUGAAGAUUGCCUCGAGCCGUUGUUGGCGCAGGACACCCAGGACGCACUCUUGACGCUGCAAGGCCGGGGUGGCAUUCACGAAAUGUGGGCCCGAGCCGUCCUGAAUAAACUACAGGCUGAGGAGAACGCCUUCCAAAAAGUCGUGGUGGACGAUGAUCCCUAAACGAUAAUGGUUUUGUGUUACUACACGUGUAUGUUACGUAUUGACAUAGAGUUGCUCGGUGCAUGCUCGCUACUUUGGUGGGUGGAUGUCAAAAGCGCUCGUUAGCAGUGUCAAAUGUUUGGAACCAGGGAAUAUGCUUAAUCUUUGGAUGAUGGCUGCCAACAUUUCGCCUUUAAAUGUCCGUGCCGUAAAUAUAGAAAUUUCGUAUAUGUUGUUCAACGGGUAGCGAUGAAACCCUGGCUUGCACUCCUACUAAACCUUACUUGAACAUGGAUUGUUCAUGCCGUCACGUUUGAGAGAGUUUGCUGCUCACUACCGUCGGUCGCGUGUCGACUAACUGCGGCUUUACCAUAACUUUUGGCGCAGAUAUUGAAUGAAGGUUAUCUUCGCUGUUGAUCUUUGAGUGAAAAAAGACUUGAAGAUAUUUCUGUUGGAUAAUCUUUUCUUUU
This is a messenger RNA of Phaeodactylum tricornutum CCAP 1055/1, 1793 nucleotides long. RefSeq lists its product with no specific name. Lineage: Eukaryota; Bacillariophyta; Bacillariophyceae; Surirellales; Neidiaceae. The coding region runs from base 1 to 1344 and encodes 447 amino acids. The record is from RefSeq and is a predicted model, not a curated record. The transcript has a single exon.